Messenger RNA from Wyeomyia smithii (pitcher-plant mosquito), 1029 nucleotides. RefSeq lists its product as uncharacterized. The coding region runs from base 1 to 1029 and encodes 342 amino acids. NCBI's taxonomy places the organism in Eukaryota, Metazoa, Arthropoda, Insecta, Diptera, Culicidae. The record is from RefSeq and is a predicted model, not a curated record. The transcript is spliced from 4 exons.
AUGAAUGUUGAAAACAAUAAUUCUACCUCAAACACGAAUGAAAACGAAACAUCCGCGGAUGUUACAUUUACGUGCCAACAACUUAUACAGAAGUAUGCAAGCUCUAAUGCCGAUAUACUUGAAUUGUAUGCGUUGCUUAGUAGCUGGAAUGUAGGAGAUCUGUUCCCGUAUUGCUGUCGCCAACACUUGUACGUCGGUGUGCUGAGACAUCUUACUCCGGAAAUGGCUAUAUCAAUUUUGAACCAACCGUGUAUCCCUCUGGGGGCACAAGUUGAAUUCUAUCACCACUGGCACAACUGGAUGGAAUCUGCGCGUUCAACAAUCGACGUCGAGAAAGCCGAAUGUUCUUCGCAGUCCAUUACGAGCAAAUCUUCGAUGAACGAAUCAAAUUCAGCACAACAGUCCAGAGCUAUGGAAGCUCCGCUUGAUUUGAACACCAUAUUAAAGUCAAAUCAGUAUGGUUUAAAUUUGAUUGCUGUAUUCAACCGGGACAAAAUUCUCAACGAUAAUCUUCGCAAGCUGAUGUUGGAAUCCAUCCUUCAGUUCUGUAUUGAAAACAAACACGAUUUAACAGUCAAAGACUGUUCUGUAUUGGCGGCACAAAUAGUCCAGGUUUUUCCAGGAGAAGUAAUGGCGUACUACUUCGUUGAAAGGAAAAAUAGCGCACCGUUGGGUAAACUCUACCACAAAUAUCGAAACUGGAAAAGCAAUCUCAACCGCAAAUCAAGCUUAGAAAAAAGCACGAAGUCCAUAGUUGGCAAUCCUUCGAAAACGUUUACAACUGAAAAAGACGAAGAAAUUCAUAUCCGCGCUCUGAGACAUGAAAUGGCUACCAUGAGCUACGAUGAAAAGCUUGCGCAUUGGGUGGGAUGUGCUGCAACGCGGUUGAACAUAAUUCAGAAUCAAAACAACCCGCAAUCCGCAAGCAAAAUAUUUGACCUUUGGCCACAGUUCAAAAAUCCAGAUGGCUAUAGGAUGAUCGAAGCUGAUUUUGUAUUUAUACACGGUCAGAAAAAACGAAUUACUUGA